GGUCAUCCUUCCCUCCUAGAUAUGUUCGACGACUUCUCGGAAGGCAGGGAGUGCGUCAACUGCGGGGCCAUGUCCACCCCGCUCUGGAGAAGGGACGGGACGGGCCACUACCUGUGCAACGCCUGCGGCCUCUACCACAAGAUGAACGGCAUCAACCGGCCACUCAUCAAGCCCCAGCGGCGGCUGUCUGCCUCCCGCCGAGUGGGCCUCUCCUGCGCCAACUGCCAGACCACUACCACCACGCUGUGGCGCCGUAACGCCGAGGGCGAACCCGUGUGCAACGCCUGCGGCCUCUACAUGAAGCUCCACGGGGUCCCCAGGCCUCUUGCAAUGCGGAAAGAGGGGAUUCAAACCAGAAAACGGAAGCCCAAGAACCUCAAUAAAUCGAAGACACCAGCAGGUCCUUCGGGCAGCGAGAGCCUUCCUCCCACCAGCAGCGCUUCCAGCAACGCCACCGGCAGCGGCGGCAGUGAAGAGAUGCGCCCCAUCAAGACAGAGCCGGGCCUGUCGUCUCACUACGGGCACAGCAACUCCAUGUCCCAGACGUUCUCCGUCAGCGCGAUGUCUGGCCACGGGCCCUCCAUCCACCCGGUGCUCUCGGCCCUGAAGCUCUCUCCACAAGGCUACACGUCUCCCGGGAGCCAGUCUUCACAGGCCACCUCCAAGCAGGACUCUUGGAACAGCCUAGUCCUGGCCGACAGUCAUGGGGACAUCAUCACUGCGUAACCGCCCCUCUUCCCCCAUCACAUUCCCACGCGGACCUGGGACUCAGAGGACAGCAGAGGCGGAAGCUCUGGGCCCCCGGGGCCGGCCUCCACUGCCUGGGAAUGACUCCCGAAGAACCGCUGGGAAGAAACUUGAAUUGGCGAUCUGUUCAGGGGAAGUGGGUGCUGGGUUUCCUCGGGUGCCUUUUCAAAGUGGGGGGACCAGGGGGAGCCC
Messenger RNA from Carlito syrichta (Philippine tarsier), 939 nucleotides. It is a transcript of the gene GATA4, whose product is annotated as GATA binding protein 4. The record is from RefSeq and is a predicted model, not a curated record. Gene Ontology annotation, molecular function: DNA-binding transcription factor activity, RNA polymerase II-specific; zinc ion binding; RNA polymerase II cis-regulatory region sequence-specific DNA binding. The coding region runs from base 22 to 726 and encodes 234 amino acids. NCBI's taxonomy places the organism in Eukaryota, Metazoa, Chordata, Mammalia, Primates, Tarsiidae. Gene Ontology annotation, biological process: positive regulation of transcription by RNA polymerase II; cell fate commitment; negative regulation of transcription by RNA polymerase II. The transcript has 6 exons.